AUGAGCAGACAAGGCGGUAUGAAUGCGGGAGUACAGAACAACCCACCUUCCCGGGUGGUGUACCUGGGGUCCAUACCAUAUGAUCAAACGGAGGAGCAGAUCCUUGACUUAUGCAGUAAUGUAGGGCCUGUGAUCAACCUGAAGAUGAUGUUUGACCCUCAGACUGGCAGAUCGAAAGGUUAUGCGUUUAUCGAGUUCAGAGAUUUGGAAUCUAGUGCCAGUGCAGUACGUAAUUUAAAUGGAUACCAAUUAGGCUCAAGGUUUUUGAAAUGCGGUUACUCCAGCAAUAGUGACAUAUCGGGUGUUUCGCAGCAGCAGCAGCCACAACAGUAUAACGGCAGUGGUGGGAACAACGGCAGCAACAAUAACAACAACAACAACAACAACAACAACAACAACAACAACAACAACGGCGGAAAUAGCAAUAAUAAUAACAGUAACGAUUUUCAGAACAGCGGAAAUGCCAAUUUCCUGAAUCUGAAAUUUCCUGAAUUGCCCUCAGGCAUCGACGUUAACAUAAACAUGACCACUCCGGCAAUGAUKAUAUCCAGUGAACUAGCCAAGAGGCCGAAAGAAGUUCAGUUGAAGUUUCUACAAACGUUCCAAGAAUGGACGAGAACUCAUCCCGACGAUGCCGUUUCGUUGUUAGAGCUGUGCCCGCAAUUGAGUUUUGUCACUGCGGAGCUGCUGCUAACCAAUGGGAUAUGCAAAGUGGAUGACUUGAUUCCCUUGGCGUCCAAGCCGCAGGAGGAGGCGUCAUCCACGAACAACAGCAGCGUUAACGAAGUGCUGGAUCCGGCGGUGCUCAGCAAGCAGAAGGACCUCUUAAAGCAAGUGCUACAAUUGAACGACAGCCAAAUCGCUAUUCUGCCCGAUGACGAAAGGAUGGCCAUAUGGGACCUGAAACAAAAGGCAUUGAGGGGAGAAUUUGGUGCAUUUUGA
This is a messenger RNA of Saccharomyces eubayanus, 942 nucleotides long. RefSeq names its product Rna15p (gene RNA15). NCBI's taxonomy places the organism in Eukaryota, Fungi, Ascomycota, Saccharomycetes, Saccharomycetales, Saccharomycetaceae. Gene Ontology annotation, biological process: mRNA 3'-end processing. Gene Ontology annotation, cellular component: mRNA cleavage and polyadenylation specificity factor complex. Bases 1 to 942 code for a protein of 313 amino acids. The record is from RefSeq and is a predicted model, not a curated record. The transcript has a single exon. Gene Ontology annotation, molecular function: mRNA binding.